Messenger RNA from Knipowitschia caucasica, 474 nucleotides. Lineage: Eukaryota; Metazoa; Chordata; Actinopteri; Gobiiformes; Gobiidae. The record is from the annotation of a GenBank genome assembly.
AUGCCUUCUGCUUUGUCUUCAGCCCCUGAAAUCCUGAACUACGAGCCCAUCACCACAGCCACAGACCUCUGGAGCGUGGGUGUGAUCGCGUACAUGCUGGUGACCGGGGAGAGUCCGUUUGUGGGAGACGACAAACAGGAGACGUAUCUGAACGUGUCUCAGGUCAACGUGGACUACAGCAGCGAGUCCUUCUCCAGAGUCAGCGAACUCGCGGUGGAUUUCAUCAGGAAACUGCUGGUCAAAGCCCCAGAGGACCGUCCCAGUGCCGCCGAGUGCAUGAGCCACCCCUGGUUGUGGCAGCAGCCUCUGUCCCUGAGCUGCGAUUUCUCCUGUGGCCUGCGACCAGUCAGAGAACGCAGCUGUGGAACCAAGUGGGCCAUUCCCCCGGAGGACACCGAGGACAAGGAGAACGUGCUGGAGUCUCCCCACGCACACGCCAAAAAGUUCAGGCUGGAAGAAGACGGGGACUUUUGA